Molecule: messenger RNA, 7905 nt
Organism: Cheilinus undulatus (humphead wrasse)
Lineage: Eukaryota; Metazoa; Chordata; Actinopteri; Labriformes; Labridae
Gene: brwd1
Product: bromodomain and WD repeat domain containing 1
Exons: 44
Coding region: 164-6820 (2218 amino acids)
Biological process (GO): regulation of transcription by RNA polymerase II; regulation of cell shape; cytoskeleton organization
Cellular component (GO): nucleus
Molecular function (GO): protein binding
Source: RefSeq, a predicted model, not a curated record
UCGGUAAGGCCUCAUCCUUCCAAUGGCGACUGCGAACAGGCUGAACAUAAAGCGGGAGCAACUCGGAGAAGCACGGAGCGUUGUGAUCUAAUUUACUUGAAUAUAUCAUUUCUCUGUUGUGAUAAAGCAAGAAUCUGUGUCACUUCUCCAAAUCUCUAAAUCAAUGGCCCAAAAUCGGAACAGUUCGCUCCUUGAGUCGGAGCUCUAUUACUUGAUAAGUCGUUUCUUGUCAACGGGUCCGUGUCGGAAAGCAGCUGAGGUCCUGGCAAGAGAACUGGAGGAGUACCAGCUUCUACCCGCGAGAUUGGACUGGCUGGGAAACAAGCACCCAAGAACAUUUGAAGAUGUGGUUGCAGCCACCAAACACAUUGCGCCAGAUCAUUUGCUGCAAGUAUGUAAGCAGAUUGGACCAAUUCUUGAUAAAGAGGUGCCAUCAUGUGUCCCAGGGGUACACUCUCUCCUUGGGUCUGGAAAGCAGUCAAUGCUUCGGACUGCCAAAGAUUGCAUUAGUGCAAGAUUAAGAGCAUCAUCAUAUGCAGCCCUUCACCGGGGCAGACCACCAGAGAGGCCUUUGAACUGCAAAACCCCUCCACAGCUAGUGAAGGUCCACCGAGGCAGAGAGCUGACAGGAGCGCAGCACUUCAGCUCCAUCAAUCCUGUCAGCAACUAUGAGCGCAUGCGUCUGCACAGGCGUAUCCUGGGGCAUCUGUCUGCAGUAUACUGUAUUGCAUUUGAUCGCACCGGUCUCAGGAUCUUCACAGGCUCAGAUGACUGUUUGGUGAAGAUUUGGUCUUCUUUUGAUGGAAGGCUUCAUUCAACACUGCGAGGACACUCUGCAGAGAUCACAGACUUAGCAGUGAAUUAUGAAAACACAUUAAUUGCUGCAGGUAGCUGUGACAAGACCAUCCGUGUAUGGUGCCUUCGCACUUGUGCUCCUGUGGCUGUGCUGCAGGGACACAGUGGAUCCAUUACCUCCCUACAGUUUUCGCCUUUUGCUAAGGGCUCAAAACGUUACAUGCUGUCUACUGGAACUGAUGCUACAGUGUGCUUCUGGCAGUGGGAUGUCAACAACAUCAAUUUUAGUGAUCGGCCACAGAAAUUUACAGAGCGGCCAAGGCCAGGAGUUCAGACUGUGUGCUCCUCUUUCAGCCCAGGUGGGAUGUUUUUAGCAACAGGAAGUACUGAUGAUGUCAUCAGAAUUUACUACUUGGGAAGUGGAAGCCCAGAAAAGAUAUCAGAGCUCCAUGAGCACACGGACAAAGUUGAUAGCAUCCAGUUCUGUCACUCAGGGGAAAGUUGCUGUUUAAGGUUUGUCAGUGGAAGUCGAGAUGGAACUGCACGGAUCUGGAAGCUUCAUCAGCGACAGCAAUGGAGAUGCAUUUUGCUCAACAUGUCUGCCACACUUCCAGGUGCUGAACCACUGAGUGAUGAAGAAACUUAUUUCAAACCCAAAGUCACCAUGGUAGCGUGGGAUCGACAAGAUAAAACGGUCAUCACAGCCGUCAAUAACCAUCUCCUCAAAGUGUGGGACAGCUACACGGGACAGCUGCUACAUAUCCUAAAAGGCCAUGAGGCUGAGGUUUUCGUCCUGGAGCCACAUCCCUUUGACUCCAGGAUAAUCCUGUCUGCAGGGCAUGAUGGGAACAUCUUCAUAUGGGACCUUCAGCGAGGGGAGAACACACAGCAUUACUUUAACAUGAUUGAGGGCCAAGGUCAUGGAGCUGUUUUUGACUGCAAAUUCACCCCUGAUGGUCAGCGGUUUGCCUGCACAGACUCCCACGGCCAUCUGCUCAUCUUUGGUUUUGGCAGCUCCAAGCCGUAUGAGAAGCUUCCAGAUCAGGUGUUCUUCCACACUGACUACCGACCGCUCAUCAGGGACUCAAAUGGCUUUGUGCUGGAUGAACAGACACAGCAGGCCCCCCACCUCAUGCCCCCUCCCUUCUUGGUGGACGUGGAUGGAAACCCCCAUCCUCCUAGGUACCAACGUCUCGUCCCAGGGCGUGAGAACAUUGCUGCUGAACACCUGGUUCCUCAGCUGGGAUAUGUAGCCACAAGUGAUGGAGAAGUGGUGGAGCAGGUGAUCAGCCAGCAGACUGCAGAGCAUGAAGAGGUUGCAGGAAGACGUGUCAGUCUCCUUGAUGAGGCUAUAAGACAUCUUCAGGAGCAGCAGGAACGGCAGAAUCAACCUGUGACGGAGGCAGCACCAGGGGCUGCAGCAGGUCCACAAGGGCAAGCUGAUGCUCAAGGCCCAGCUUUUGUACCAGCCCCAAACACACCACGCAGAGUGUCUGUGAAUGAACGAGCAGAUGUGCAGUCACCUCCUAACGUGGGACUGCGCCGCAGCGGACAGGUGGAGGGUGUGAGGCAGAUGCACCAGAAUGCUCCUCGUAGUCAGAUGGCCACAGAGAGGGACUUGCAGGCCUGGAGGCGCAGGGUGGUGGUGCCUGAACUAGCAACCAGCAGCUACAGGGACCAGGAGGAGAGUCGAAUAGCCCAAGGAGAGGAGGAGGUUGCUUUGUACAGUACAAAGAAGAGACGCAUCAUCCACAGCAGCUGUCGGGAUGAUUCAGAUGAUGAAACUCCAAGUACAAAGCAAGGACACAGCAGGAGUGACACACUGGAAUUCAUCGACCUGUCCUGUGAGGAGGGAGAGGAGACAGCCAGCUCAGAGGACAAUGAAUUGGAUGCCAGUGAUUUGGAUUCCUCCAAUGAUGAUGAAGAGUGGAAUAGUGACAGCUCAAGCCACACAUCUAGUGAGUAUUCAGACUGGACAGCAGACGCUGGGAUCAACCUUCAGCCAUCCACCCCUUUGUCAUCGAGGAAACGGCGGCAGCGCCAACUCAGCAGUUCUGAAGAGGAGGAAGAUGACAAGAAUGAAGGAGAGGAGGAGAAGGAGCAGAGUGAGGAGGAAGAAAAACCUCAGAAGAAAGGCAAAGAAAAGGUCAAGAGGCUAAAGAACGGCACAAACAAGCGUCCAAAGGCUCGACCAUCCAUCAACAGAGAAGUGUCCAAUGAAUUCAGACCCUCCCCUUGGAUCACUGAUGUCAUUCCCAGGAAGUCUCCUUUUGUUCCUCAAAUGGGCGAUGAGGUUAUCUACUUUCGGCAGGGACACGAAGCUUAUGUGGAGGCAGUGAAUCGGAGUGAACUGUACCCCAUUAAUUUAGACAAACAGCCCUGGAAAAAAAUGGACCUGCGGGACCAAGAGUUUGUGAAGAUAACAGGGAUCAAAUAUGAAGUCUGUCCUCCAACGCUCUGUUGUCUGAAGUUGACUCUCAUUGACCACGGCACUGGGAAAAUCACAGACAAGUCAUUUUCUAUCAAGUAUCAUGAUAUGCCGGAUGUAAUUGAUUUUCUUGUCCUGAGGCAAAGUUAUGACGAGGCGCUCCGUAGAAACUGGCAACCAAAUGACAGGUUCCGCUCGGUGAUAGACGACGCCUGGUGGUUUGGGACCAUUGACUGCCAGGAGCCGUACCAGCCAGAAUAUCCUGAUAGUCUUUUCCAGUGCUUCAAAGUCGGCUGGGACAACGGCGAACUCGAGAAACUGAGUCCCUGGGAUGUGGAGCCAAUCCCAGAUGAUGGUGUCUGCUCUGCAGCCCAGCAGCCGGAUACAGAAGGAGGGGGGAUCCCUGUGACGGCUGAUGAGAUGAGUGAGCUGAUGUACAAGCCUCUGCUAGGGGAGUGGGGGGAGCGGAGCAGGGAUGAGGAGUGUGAGCGAAUCAUCGCUGGAAUAGACCAGCUCCUCACUGUCGAGAUUGCAGCCCCCUUCUCUGGUCCAGUUGACUUAAUACAGUAUCCUACUUACUGCACUGUGAUUGCCUAUCCUACUGACCUGGCCACCAUCAGACUCCGCCUCCUCAACAGAUUCUACAGACGCCUUUCAGCAUUAAUUUGGGAUGUCAGGUAUGUUGCACACAAUGCCCGCACUUUCAAUGAGCCAAGCAGCAAGAUUGCCCACUCUGCAAGGAUUAUCUCCAAUGUCCUCCAGAAAUUCAUCAACAACCCCGGCUGCACAGACAUCAUGGAGAUUUACAAUGCUGUUGAAGAAAUGGAUGAUGAUGAGGAAGAGGACACAGAAGCACCAGGCACAUCCUCUGGACACAGACUACGUCAGCGCUCUGCAGAGGUCGUGCCCGACAGAGACGCCUGGAAGGAACAAUGCAAGAAUCUCCUCAACUAUAUAUUUGACUGUGAGGACUCAGAACCAUUCAGACAGCCUGUGGAUCCACUCAACUAUCCAGACUACCACGAAAUCAUUGAUACACCAAUGGACUUUGGCACGGUGAAAAGGACCUUGGAGACGGACGGCUAUGAAAACCCUAUCGAGCUGUGCAAAGACACUAGACUCAUAUUUGCCAAUGCUAAAGCCUACACACCCAAUAAACGGUCCAAGAUUUACAGCAUGACUCUGCGACUCUCUGCCUUUUUCGAGGAGCAGAUACGAACGAUCAUAUCGGAGUACAAGAGUGUCGUAAAGAGCAGUGAUCGACUCCGACGUAGUCAGAGGUUCCGCAAGAAAACACAGCAGCAGGAUCCGACGUCUGCAACAACCAGUCAAAAAAGAGCUGCUUUAAAAACUCAGGAAAAAAUGGAGCCGAUGUCAUCAACCAAAUCUACCUCAGCCAAAGUGUCUGUUCCUGAGAGGACCAAGAGGAGUCUAAGCAGCAGCUCAGGUCACAGCUCCUCGGACGACUCCAAAGGUGCUUCAUCAACACCAGAAUCUGAAUGUGAGAGCGAGCUGAGCGCAUCAGAAGGGGGGAAAAGUCAGAGAAGCUCAAGUAACCAUCAUCUGAGGCAGACGGCAAGAGUUACACGAAGCAAGCGUGCCAAGGCGAGGAAAAAGGUUGCAGAGAGUGAUAGUGAAGAGGAGGAGGAGGAGGAAGAGGAGGAGCCUGAGGAGGAGCUUGACAGUGAAGGUGAAGAUGGAGAGAUGUCCUCCCAGUCUUCAGGCCCACGCUAUCCCAGUAAAACCAGCAGAAGCACACGGAAGACCAGAAACAGCGCUGGCAUAGACGAAGGCAGAGCAAAAGUGAAUGGCCACAGCAGCAGGUCGUCUCGCAGGAAGAGACGCCACUACCAGGAUGGGACUGUAUCGGAAGGCUCUGAUGGAGAAGCAGAUGAAACGGCAAUUCGCAAGUCACUUAAAAGAAAAACGGCGAGGGCAGCUGUAAACAAGAUCAAACUCCUUGAAGUGUCAGAUAAUGACGAUGAGGAAGGAGAGGAGGAAGAGGAGGAGAAGCCAAACAAGAGCAGUCGCAGCCACCACCCAGCCCGGUCUUCCAAACGCGCAGCGGUGAUUCAGAGCUCCUCUGAUUCCGAGGACGAGUCGUCAUCCAGGGCCUCUCAGAAGUCAAAGGUGUCCAGAGGUCUGUCCAAGAAGAAGAAAGAUGGGGACCACAAUGGAGAAACAGGACCCAGCAAAUGGAGAUCACCAAGAGAAGACGCCAAGACCAAAGGAAACUAUGUGAAUGGGCACCAUGCAAAACAUCACAAGUCUGACAACAGCUCUGCACAAGAGGAAGCCACAGACAGCAGCUCUGAAGACACUGAAGAGGAGGAGGAACAGGAGGCAGCGUCUCAGAAACCCUCUGGAAACAAAACUGCUGCAUCAAGGAAGAAAAGGAUUACCAGUGAGGAGGAGGAGGACGGUGAGCCAGAGGACGGUGAGCCAGAGGACAAGAGCAAGAGCACACGACACAACUUAGGUGAGGGGGCCAAAGAUCACAGGUCUCAAAAACAUCCAUCCCAAAAUGGGAAAAAUGCUGAGGAUUCUAGCCUCAAAGACUCUCGGAAAAAGAAAAGAGACAUUUUAUCAAAAAGCCAAGAGAAACAAAAAUCUGCCUCAAAUAAUAAAAUGCAUGGUAUGAAUCCAGAGGAGCUUAGUGACUGUCAGAAGAGAUCUGGCCUACGGAAGAAAAGUCAGAGGAAAAAUGAAGGAUGUGAAGCUCAGAGCUCCGACUCCAGUGAGGAAUCUGAGGCUGAAACCAAGCUGAAGAGGCCGACGAGGAGCAAGCGUGAAUCUAAACGGCCGUACUAUGACACCUUAGUGUCCGAUAGCUCUGAGCAGGAAUACAAGCCCAAGAGGAAGGUGAGGAGGAAACGCUCCUCCGGCUCAUCGGAGGAAGACUCCGAUAAAUCUGACAACACUUCUAACAGACGGUUUAAUCUCAGAGCCCUGCCAAAAAAGAAAUACAUCAGUGAGAACUCUCUGUCAGAGGAGGAUUCUGCUUCUGUGAACCAGGGUAAACGCAGAGACUGCAACACAGCCACAACAUCUCGGGAAGACAGGAAUAAUACAAGAGAGGUGCUCAGAACCUCUCCCAGCAAACCCAGGUAUCAGCCGUCUUCCAAGAGAAAACGUAUUUACACUUCAGACUCUGAUGAUGCAGCAAAAGAUUCCAAAAACAAUAAAACUAGCUGGUCGGGCACCAAAAGGGAAUCCAAACAAGAUGACACCUUUUCCCAAUCCGAUUCCAGUGAGGAGGAUGCGGACGGUUCAAGCGGAAUGAAGAAGAGCACGAGGCAACAGAAACGCAAACAGAAGGAAAGCUUCAGCAGCAGCAACCACAGUUCUGACUCAGAAAGCCAGCAGUCCUCCUCAGCCUCAGAAAACUCGUUCGCCUCAGGAUCUCACAGCAGUCCAAAGAGGAGGAGUCACAGACUGUCUGUAAGAACUGCCAGCCGCAAGCUAAGGCAGCGCCACAAGUGCUCUGACUCUGAGGAGGAAGACAGUGAAGAGUCCGAGGGCAAACCUCAUCGAAGGACGUGUGUGAACACCCGGAAUCGAGGCAAGCGAACAGUAACCUAUCACGACAGCGAAUAAGAGAGAAAUGCAGACAUUAGCAGGAGACCUUGAAGAAACUUGACGGCCGCAUUAUGGUAGUAGCACUGGAGUCCUCAACAGAAAAUGCUGUGAAUCUGUUUCAUUCAGGGAUAUUUAUAUUUUCUAUGAAAACAUGUUUAUAAAUGUAAAACCAAUUCAAGCAUUGGACUGCUGGCUUUCACAAGAAUACAGAGCAAAACAUCCCAUAGUGCUCGUGUGAUCUGUCCAGUGGAGGAACCAUUCUGGGGGGUCUUAUCAGCUUGGGUGCUAACUAAUAUACCUCUGUUUUAUCAAGCAUAUUGCUGGCUUGCACUAUGAUACACUGUAACGAGGUAUUUCAUGAACUAGUUUUGCAUUAGUAACUCAGGGGUCAACUAAGUUUACUGUCAGACAUGCAGUUGUUUUUUUUUUUUAAGAUAAGUUCAAGAAACAAUUGCAGGUUGGUCGAUGUCCAAGCACACUCAUGGGGACAAAACAAACCUAUGUUCAGACUUUUGUUUAGAGCACUCCUUUGUAAAUCCACACACGUUAAAUGCUUUACUGUUUUAUGAGUUGAUGUGAGCCAAAUGAACCAAUCUGAAUUCUUUCCCAUGCCAUUUCAUUUUUUUGUAUUCUAAUAAAUAGAUGUAAAUAUUUGGUUGAGAACAGCAGUGUCUAAAGGCGUGGAGAUCCUUGGAUAGGAACAAUAUUUAAAUUUGAGGGUUUUUUAAUUUGUAUUUCCUUUUUUGACAUUUAAAUGCAUUGUCUUGCUUUCUGUCACAAAUCGGUACCUUUUGCUGAGUACAGGUAACCAGAAGUACUCACUGCAAAAUACGGACAUUUCUCAUAUUGGGAAGACCUUAAAUCAUGUUGGUGUUACCUACUUUCAGUAUUAAAUUCUUUUUCUGAGUUGACUUUGAGUGUUUGGCCAGUAACAUGGUUUCAUUUGGUUGUGGGGAGGUUUUCUUUUUUUGGAUACAGUCGCUGAAUGACAGUUUGCCUGUUUUUCAUAAACCUUGGUAACAGAUUUCCUAGAAAACUUAAAGGCAAUGUCGUUGUGGAGUGCAAAUAGUUAAUCCUAUUAAUAAAGACCUCUUUGCAAGGUG